This is a messenger RNA of Manduca sexta (tobacco hornworm), 2842 nucleotides long. RefSeq names its product ubiA prenyltransferase domain-containing protein 1 homolog (gene heix). Gene Ontology annotation, biological process: menaquinone biosynthetic process; vitamin K biosynthetic process. The transcript has a single exon. The record is from RefSeq and is a predicted model, not a curated record. Lineage: Eukaryota; Metazoa; Arthropoda; Insecta; Lepidoptera; Sphingidae. Gene Ontology annotation, molecular function: prenyltransferase activity. Gene Ontology annotation, cellular component: endoplasmic reticulum; Golgi membrane. The coding region runs from base 469 to 1461 and encodes 330 amino acids.
GACGUAUGCGGUUUGACAUUUGUGUUGCUACUUGCUAUGUAGACCAAGUUUUGCAUUUUGUAAAUCGCCACUAUUUAUAAAAUAAAAUUUGUAAUUCGAAAUAUAAAGAAAAAGUAAUUCUAUUAAUUUUACUGUUUCAUGGGCAUACUCAAAAUAAUUUUAAAUUGUGCGACAAUUACUUUUUUGGUACCCAAACAAUAAAUAAAGUUAGUUCAAGUUUACGGUACCUAUGCCAGUUUGUAUGUCAUAAGAUUUUAUGGUGCAAGACAGUAUAAGAGAUAUGUUUGAUGGUACAUAAUAUAAUAAUAAUUGAAGGCAACACUUUGUUUAGUUGGUAUUCUGGGUGAUAUAUGAAGUGUGAAGUCAGUUGUGUACAUUAACCUAAAUACGUUUCGGGUAAAUACAAAAAAUUAAAAGCAAAAUGUUGAGUGAAAAUUAGCGAUAUUGUAUAUAAAUAGAUGUAGUAGAAUGGAUAACAACACAAAAAUGGAAGAAGAUAUUGUAGUCGAAGGAAACCUACUCGAACAGCCGAAAGAGAAGACAAUACCGACUCGGAACCCCUUGAUGAAAGUGCGCACGUACGUAGUGGCGUUGCGGCCGUGGUCGCUGAGUGCGAGCCUGCUGCCGACGCUGUUAGGGGCUGCGCUUGCGUACCGGUUGCCCGGCGACACUGGCUUCAGCUGGUGCACACUACUGCUGACAUUAUGCACCGUAGUGCCCGUACACGGCGCCGGCAAUAUUGUCAACACUUACUUCGACUUUGUCAAGGGAAUUGAUAACCGGAAAUCGGACGACAGAACUUUAGUCGACCAUAUUUUGAGUAUAGACGAAGUGGUUUCGCUUGGUGCUUUACUGUACUUGGCAGGGUGUGCAUUCUUCGUCCCACUGGUGAUACUGUCACCUGCACGCAUGGAGCACUUGGCCCUCGUGUACUUCGGAGGACUAUCAUCAUCCUUCCUGUACACGGGUGGCAUUGGUUUAAAGUAUAUAGCAUUAGGUGAUAUUUUAGUUCUAGUCACAUUUGGGCCUGUUUCAGUAGUGUUUGCCUUCUUAGCACAGACAGGCAGAGUGGACUGGUCAAUAAUUUAUUACGCCAUACCCCUGGCAUUAAACACAGAGGCUAUUCUCCAUAGUAAUAACACAAGAGACUUAGAGAUUGACAGCAAAGCUGAAAUUGUAACUCUAGCAAUAUUAAUAGGAAGAACUUCUUCAUACUUACUGUAUGCUUUCUUGUUAUUUACUCCAUAUAUUGUGUUUGUGGUGGCAUCAGUGCGUUGUUCUCUGUGGUUCUUACUGCCAAUGUUGACCUUACCUAGAGCAUUUGAAAUAGAAAGGAGGUUUAGAAGUCCUGAAACAAUGACUUAUGUGCCGCGGCAAACUGCAAGACUCAAUUUCUAUUUUGGAAUGCUAUAUAUGAUUUCUUGUUUGUUCGCUAGUAGACUUCCUUUUCUUCUUUGGUAAACAUUAUGAGUAAAUAUUUCACUGUACUUACUGAGCUUAUGAAAUGUAAUGCAAAUGGCCUUUACAGUUAUAUAAAUUAAUAUUGAUGUGUUGUGAAAAAAAAGUAAUGACCAGUAUUGUAUAAGACAUAUGUUUAUAGGAAGGGACACUGAAAAUUCUGCAGUCAGUGUAGAAAUAAAAUAAGGUAAAAAUUUAAUAAACCAAUUUUGCAUUUGUACUAAAUUAAUUGUGCAUUUUUAUAGUAAUCAUUAAUGCAUAGUUACCUUAAAGUAGCUUGUAACUAUUAAUAUUUUUAUGGCAAUGUAUGGACAGUAAGUGUUGCAUGACCAGUCUAUUCUUAUCUUAGCAAUAUUUUUAGAUAUGCUGAUCAUAUAAUUCUAUUACACAAUGUCAUAAAUAACAUUUUAUUCUAGCGAUUAGAGUCACUCUUAACUUGUCAAAAUGUUAAAAUUAGACUGAGCAUGCAAUACUGGACGUAGGUUUUGGUCAUUCUUAUAUUAUAUUACCAUUGAAAAAGUUGAUAGUUUACAAGUCUUAUGAGAACACUAUGGUUGCAUAAUGUUGUAGCAGGACAGAAUUGUUUCCAUGGCAUAUGUUAAAAAAAUCAAGAACAAGUUAAUUUAUUGUUUAACCUAGUGUUAGAUGUCAUAAGAAUACUAAUUGUGUUAACUGUACUAAAUUUUUAUUUGAAUGUCAAUCUUCCACUAAAUAUUUCCAAUUGAAUUGUGGUUUAUUAGGUAUGUUACAUUUGAUAAACGAAAUAAGCUGUCUAAAAUGCUUAUGAAAUUAGGGCUAAAAGGCCUUGUCAGCUAGCUGGCAUUAGGUUACAUGUUUUAACAUAAAAUCUACAUGCAAGAGGCCCAAGAAACCCAUAAUAUGUAUUCAUGUUCCAGAUUGAUCUAUGUUAAUGUGCAUGCAAAAUGAAUAGUAUACAGGAAGUCAGUUGUCAUUGAUAUAAAUAGCAUGGCUUUGACCAUUGCAACAUUUGAAACAGGAGUGACAUCCUCAAGUUUAUGUAUGCAACUAUGGUGCAUUGGUGCAUUUUAUGUCUUUAUUUACUAUGGGGAAUAUCAAUAGUAAUUAUUAUCAAUAAAUUCAAUUCAAAUAAACUACAGUCUUCUUAAGCUACCUCUUUUUUCUUAGUUAGAUAUUGUACUGUGUAAUGUAAUCAUAAUAUAAUAGGUAUAUUCUGAAGAUAUUAAGCAGAGAAAAUAUUAAUAGUAUGUUUAUGAAUGCCUUCAGAAUAAGCCCUGUAAUUUGUAUAUUGUUAAGGAAUCUCAAAAUUGUGAAACGACAAUAAUUUAUUUAUAUAAUUAGCUAUUUAAUAAUACCAAAUAAAUGUUUUUUAAAGGAACACACAAUGUUUUACCAUAAAAACAAU